CCGUUGGAUCUCUCCGACUAAGUAGAAAAAAAAAACCUAAAUUCUUCAAUCACGCAAUUCAUUUCUUCCCGAUCAAAACCCAUUUCUUGAAUUUCUGUGAAUUUCUCAUCUGAAUCGCAAAUUCUCGAUCUUGAAUUCAACAACAAUGGCGGCUUUAGCCCCCGGAAUCCUUCAAAAGCUAAUCGACGGUAUGAAAACCGGAGUUAAACCCACCGGAGAACACAGAAGCUCUUUAUUACAAGUCACAGAUAUCGUCCCCGUUGAUCUUGACGAGAAGAAUCUUUUACCCAAACAAGGCUUCUUCAUAAAAGUCUCUGAUUCUUCUCACUCAAUCUACGUUAGUCUUCCUUCUGAUCAAGACGACGACGUUCUCAGCAACAAGAUGCAGUUAGGUCAGUUUAUCUACGUUGAUCGGCUUGAUCCAGGGACACCUGUUCCGAUCAUCAAAGGUGCUAGACCGAUUCCGGGACGACAUCCGUUGCUUGGAACUCCUGAGCCAUUGAUGAGUACAAGAGGAAAGAUUGAGAAAGAGUCUGGGACGAGACCGAGAAGAGGUUCUUGGGGUCAAAAUGGUGAUGUUUCGUCUCCGUUUGUGUUAAAGCCUGCACCUUUGGAUUUUGAUCAGUGUACGCCAGCGAAACAUAGACUUGGUACGGGGAGAUUUAUGGCGGGGUCUCCGGUGGUUAUGACUAGAGGGAGAUCACCUGGUGGUGUUAGGUGUUCUUAUGGCGGAGGGCUUUUGUCGAAAAUGGUGGAUCUUAAAGGAGAAAGUCCUGCUGCGAUGAUGAGGAAGAGCUGUGUUGUUCCGCCGAGUUCGAAGUUUCCGAGAAGUAGAAGUGUUUGCGAUAGAGAGAUGAUGGUGAAGAACUCUGUUUCUUCUGUUCUUCUUAGUCCUUUUAAAUCCUCUGCAAAGAAAAGCGAUUCACCUCCUCCGAGUAUGCAUACUAGAAGAGCAACAGCAGCUGCUUUGUUGGAAGAUGAAAGAGAGGCUCCAAAGUCUACCUCAAAGCUGGCUUCUCCAAAGCAUGAAUCUAAGUUUAGUAAGUUGGAAAAACCAGAGAAGAGUUUGAGUCUACCUGGAAGACUUAGCACACUGAGCAAGGAAGCUAUGCAGCAGCGAGAGACGGCUCAGAAGAUAGCUCUUCAGGCGUUGAGAGAAGCUACAGCUACCGAAACAGUCGUUCGUCAUCUCAAGACAUUUGCCAAUCUAAGCAAAUCAGCAAAAGCUGAUUGUCCGGCUGCCUGCUUGGACAAGUUCUUGGAGUUUCACAGCCAGAUAUCUGAAACCGUGAACGAAAUCGCGUCCAUUGAAGCAGCUGCUUCUACUAAUGAGAACAAAUCUGAGGAUGCAUCAUCGUCGAUACUACACGAAAUCCCGCACAACUCUAUUGAUCAGGAGAAAACAACAUCAAAGAGAAGAACUGUCCUGAAGCAGCAGCAAAAUCACAAGCAAUUAAGAUCAAACGAUGAGAACAAGAACCCGCUUUCCGGGUUAGGAAACACGGCCAGGUUGGUUAAAGAGAUAGAGAAAGAAGCUGCAAAUUGGUUCAUGGAGUUUAUAGAAAAGGCUUUGGAGAAAGGGAUGAAGAAAUGUAAAGGCACAAGUGAUGCAGAUGUUAAGAAGGUUCCACAGUCUCUGAUUCUCAAAGUUGUAAACUGGGUGGAAGCAGAACAAUCUGCUGAUAACAUGAAACGACCAGUGCAUCCAAAAGCAUCACAUAUCACUAGAAAGCUCAGAAUCAAGUUGAAGAAUCCAUGAACCAUAAGCGCGAUAUCGAGAUUUUAUGUUGUUUGUUACCACUUCUACGUCUACUGUGAAAAGGCUUUUAGUUUCCACUGCUUAUAGAGAGAUUAUUCAUGAAUUCUAUUGUUAUAUUAGUCAAGUUCAUAUACACAUCAAUGAAACUAAUAAGAGUAUGUGUUUAUU
Molecule: messenger RNA, 1927 nt
Organism: Arabidopsis arenosa
Lineage: Eukaryota; Viridiplantae; Streptophyta; Magnoliopsida; Brassicales; Brassicaceae
Source: the annotation of a GenBank genome assembly